AUGUCGACUACUCCACCGGAAUCGGAGAUCGACCAGGAGGUUCAGGAGACCCAAACGGUCCAACUGGAGCACAAUUACCAUUUGCCCGACGUCAAACGUUUCAAGAAAAACCAAAGAGACCACCUUCGUCGUCUAGAGAUAUCCGUGCUCUUCGACCAACUUGCUGAGCUCUUGCCAUGGGGGCAAGAUUAUAGAUAUAAGAGUAUAGCCAUGAUUUUAGCUAAGGCUAUUGAAGUUUUCAGUGGAAGAGCGGCAGAGGAUGAACAGGAAAAAACUGGUGAAGAGCCGGGUGCAGCAGGGAGACAGUUGGUCUUCAGAAACAUGUACACACCGCCGCAGGAAGAAAAGCAGGGAUGA
This is a messenger RNA of Caenorhabditis remanei, 357 nucleotides long. RefSeq lists its product as uncharacterized. NCBI's taxonomy places the organism in Eukaryota, Metazoa, Nematoda, Chromadorea, Rhabditida, Rhabditidae. Gene Ontology annotation, molecular function: protein dimerization activity. The coding region runs from base 1 to 357 and encodes 118 amino acids. The transcript has 3 exons. The record is from RefSeq and is a predicted model, not a curated record.